Messenger RNA from Macrosteles quadrilineatus (aster leafhopper), 4425 nucleotides. RefSeq names its product UDP-glycosyltransferase UGT5-like. The record is from RefSeq and is a predicted model, not a curated record. Gene Ontology annotation, molecular function: UDP-glycosyltransferase activity. The transcript is spliced from 6 exons. NCBI's taxonomy places the organism in Eukaryota, Metazoa, Arthropoda, Insecta, Hemiptera, Cicadellidae. The coding region runs from base 2162 to 3475 and encodes 437 amino acids.
CAAUCCAAGUAGAUUGUUUCCUUUUGGUCUUCAGAAGAUGAUUGUGUUGUUGUUAAACUGGAAAUGAGUUGCAUCAAACCAUAUCAAGCUACAUUGCAUUGCAACAUCAGUUUGUUUAAAUUCAGUUGAAUACAGCUUAGUUGAACAAUAGAUUGAUUAGUCGUAGUUGAUGUGAACCACCGACAGAUUGUACUGAUCUAAAUUACCGGUAUUAAUUUCUGUAUGAAUACAGGAAUGUUAAUGUUUUUUCCAAUUCAAACUUAAUUGAUGGAACGACUUAUUUGGAGCUAUAGCAACUGUUAUGAUCCUUAAACUAAGUCAGGGACAAACAACCAGGUAGGAUAUAGAAUUUUUGACACUAGCGCAUUCUCUGACUGUCUCACACAACUAAGUUCUUUUUAGUAAAAAUGUUUCGACAGCUGGUCCAUAUAGAUGGAAUGUCUAGUUCUACUUCAGAAUCCAAGUUUGGAAUAAUUCAUGCCAAAUAUUCAACUGAAUUUUUAUUAAAUUUUGUCACAAAGAUUUGUUAAAAAUGUUUGUAUUAAAAAAGGUUAGCAAGACAAUUUUACAAACAGGACUUUAUUUGCUUGCAUUUGCAGCUGCCUCCUGUUUCAUUUUAAUGCAAAUUUUCAUUUGAAGUUGUGCAUUUUUGUGGAGGCUUUUAACCUAAAAUUAGGUACCCAUGCACAAUUUAGGCUUUUUAUUAGAUGUAAAUGUUUAAUUGCAGACAAAACUUAUAAUGGAUUACCGUUUUAUUUUUUUUAAGACUAUGUUGAUUUUAGACGGUUAUUAGAUCUACAACUAAGAGCGAUUUACCUAUUUCAUUCAGGUUAAAACUAUUAUUUUAGCCUAUGAAUUGCUUUGUAUAUCAUUGCUACUGUAAGGGCUUACCUUUGUAAUCCUAUUGUUGAUCCGAUAUUAAUUUUUUACCCAAAGAUUCAUCUUCCGUCUUGAGUCUAGGUGACCAAACUUCUAUAGUAUAAUCCACUCGAUGGGUUUCGUAGUAAAUUUAAUAACAAAAAACACAGUUGACACGAAAAUGGCACAAAAACUUGCGAUAAAAACCAUGGUUUUUUAAAUGUGGGGUAACCUCACUUUAGUUUGGGAACACGUUGCCGUCAAAAAUAACGAAAAAAAUAACAAGCAAUAGGAAUUUCUGACAAAAGGCGGUUUUGCGUUAAGUUUGUAUGUAUGGUCUUUAUAAUUGUGUAACCUAUUACAACCUAAAAUGAGUGUAACCUAUUGGAAAAAUUAAGGUUCAAAACUUUAAGUAACUUUAUGUUAUUUUCCAUAAAAACCCAUAAGCAACCGAAGAUCAGAAAAAAAAACACAGUUUUGGUUAUAAUUAGUAUUUUAUGGUCCUUAUAAUUCCAAACAAAAUAGUUCAACCCUCCAUUGCUGUAAAAAUUACGGGUCAAAAGUUAUUCCGACUUUUGUGAUUUUCCCUAUAAAAUAUCAUAGUUAUACUCCCACGCUUACCCAUAAUGCUAAUGGGAGGAAGUCUAUGUCAGGUUGCUUAUACUGUUUGACAUACCUUGAGAAUUUAAUCAAGCUUUUUGAAAUGUCUUGACAUCUUUGAGAAUGAAAAAUAUUAUUAUGUGCGGUAAUAAAAUAUACGUAUUUAGGCUACUUGUCUUAUCUUUAGAGAUAACUUACAAAUGUUUUGCACUUGAAAUAUAGAUUGUAUGAAGUAGUUUGAUUGUAGUUUUGAUGUUGGACCUAACAAUAUUUUGAGACGUACCUAAUGGAAAUGUUACACCUUUAAAUUUUUUUUUUAAAUUUAACCCCUUUACUACCACGUUAUAGCAAAAGGCCCACUUGACAGUGUUACAUGAAGUGCUAUUAAUGUAGUUCCUGUGUCGGUCUAGUUUGGAUAUUUUACUGAUCUACCAUGAACAUCGUGUUACUGCUGCUCCUGAUGUCUUACGGAGGUCCUGCCAUGUCAGCCAGGAUCCUUGCUGUCCUGCCAAUCCCUGCCAAGAGUCAUCACAUCCUGUUUAACGCUGUGUUGAGGACACUGGCCCAGGCAGGACAUCAGGUCGUCAGCUACAGUGGUCUACCAGCCGACCAGGAGGUGGCAAACUUAACUGUCAUUCACAUGGACAACAUCCAACCAGUAGAUAAAUCAAUGACCAAAGAAAUGCUGGAGAUGUAGUUAAACAUGAGUCCAGUUGGAUCUACCUCAACUUUUGCCAUCAAAUGGAAUUUGUUUACAAAAAAUAUGAAAAAUAACAAGGAUUUUCAGCAGCUUCUUAAAUCCAAUGAAAAGUUUGAUUUGAUAUUUUUGGAGGCGUUUUAUGCUCAAGAAUCACUUUUUGCCCUUGGUCACAAGUUCAAAGCUCCCAUAAUCAAUCUUCAACCAUUCGGAGCUUUCAGUCUUGUAAACAGAGCUAGUGGGAAUUCUCUCAACCUUGCUUACAUUCCUGAUUUCGCUUUUCCAUUCUCAAAUCACAUGACCUUCUAUGAGAGGACACUCAAUGCUUACUCAAUUUUGAGUACGCUUUUCAAAUAUUACUUCUAUAUGUUUCCCUCGCAAGAUCAGUAUAUGAGGGAGUUGUUUAACGACUCUUCGCUACCUCCCUUGUCAGAAUUGAUGCAGACCUGGUUGGCCUUGACUUUUUCAAACGAGCAUCCUCAUGUUCACUAUGCGCAGCCGUACACCCCCAACAUCAUUCCGAUCGGUGGAAUACAUCUGGCCAAGGAGCAGAACCCACUUCCUGAGGAAAUGAAAAGGUUCCUGGAUAAGGCAUCUGAAGGAGUUGUAUACUUCAGCGUUGGGUCAAUAGUCCCGGACCAUCUGCUUGAUGAAGAAUACUUCAACAACUUUCUUGCAGCAUUCAGUUGUUUGCCACAAAAAGUAUUGUGGAAAACAAAACGCAACCUUCAAAAUCUGCCAAAAAAUAUAAUGACAUCGGAGUGGGUGCCCCAACAAGAUGUUCUGGCUCAUCCUAACGUGAAAGUGUUCAUGACUCACGGAGGGAUGUUUAGUCAACAUGAGGUGAUCAGAGCUGGAGUCCCAGUAAUCUGCACUCCUUACUUCGGCGAUCAACCCAUGAAUGCCAAGUUCUACGAGGAGAAAGGAAUUGGAGUCAUUCUGCCUUUCAAAUCCUUAUCAGAAGAAACAAUCUUGUCAGCACUAAAAAAAGUGCUUAAUGAUAAAAAGUACAAGGACAACAUGUUGAAGAUGUCUAUGAUCUACCAGGACCGCCCUGUCAGUCCCACAGACACACUCCUAUACUGGGUAGACUAUGUCAUGUGCCAUGCUGGGGCUAAGCAUCUUACACCAGCUGCAGCUGCAAUGCCCUUCUAUCAAGUUUAUCUACUGGAUGUAAUUGGACUUGUUUCUAUAGUACUUGUCACAACCUUAACAUGCAUUUAUGUUAUCAUCAAACGGAUUUUAGGAGUGUUUACCAAUAAUGGACAGUUGAGUAGUCAAAGCAGAUUGAAAGGUGAAAGAAGUAAGAAACUGAACUAAAAGUCACACUUUUACAGUCCAAGUAGACCGUUGCCUUUUGGUCUUCGGAAGAUGAUUGUUGUUGAACUGGAGAUGAGUUGCAUCAAAUCCAUAUUCAGGUCAAGCUACAUUGCAACUUCAGUUUGUUUAAAUUUAGUUGAAUACAACUUAGUUGAACAGUAGAUUGUCUUUAUAACGGAUUGCUGCAACUUAUUCAAACUUAUUACUGUCAGUUCAACAUAAUGUUCUUUUCCCAAAUGUAAAUAUUCAACCAAAUGUUCAUUACAUUUUCGUAAUGAGGAUUAGAUAAAAAUGUGUAUAUUAAAAAGUUAGCAAUACAAGAGUCAACAAAGUGGACUCUAUUUGCUUGCAUUUGCAGUUGUUUUCAAUUUUUUUAAAGUCCCCCAGGGGACGAAAUAUAGUGUGUUUAUUGUCUCUUCUAUAUUUUCUAUGGCAUACCUGUACUUCUUCGAGGUAAGCUAACUGAUGUCCUCUUUAUUCUACAAUUCAAAAUCCUGGCCUAGAGCCUUUCCUUGAACUAACCUGACCAAUAAGUUAUUUUCUGGUACCAUUGAAAAAAAUGUUUCAAAGUUUAGAAUUUCCCAAAAUCAUGGCUCAAGAUUAAAUCUAGACUAUUUAGAGGUCCGCUUUAAUUCAUUAUACCGUUUUUAUAAAUAACUCCAUCUACUUCAAAAGAUCAAUUAUUUUCCUAUUAUACUUCUGGAAUGUUCAGUUGUUUUUAUGUAAAAAGACAAAUAAAUGUCUCUUAGUAGUUUUAAAUCUUCCUAUUUAACCAUUAACAAUGUAUCCUAUCAUUUAUAUGAUGUGCUGUGCUGACAUGUAAUUCAAUAAAUAAACAUCAUUAUGGGAAAGAUACAUGUAAUCUUUAGGGAUUGUAGAGUUUUAAAAUUGAGAUAGUUAUGACUGUUAAUGUUAGGAUAACACCAACAAAUAAAGACUUGUUUAUUUAA